CCCCACCACGGCUCCAAGCCAGGCUCAGCAGCCCGGGGCGAGGGGGCUGUCUCAGGCAUCGUCACCGCCUGGCUCCGCCCCCCCAAAAUCGCAGGGGUCCGGCGUGGCCCCGGCUCUGGGAUGGCAGCGGCACAGUCGGAGCGCGGCGGGGCAGCGGGACGGGUCCCGGCCGCGGGCUCUGCAGCCGCUCCAUGGAAAUGCUCACGCAGAACCGAUGGAAGAAGCAAGCGAGCGCCGGCCUGCUGGAGAACUGCACGGGCUGCGUGCUGUGCUCCGAGGACAACGGCUGCAUCACCUGCCACCACCGGCUCUUCCUGCUCAUCUGGAGGGACGGCAUCCGCCAGUUCGGGGUGUGCGUCCAUACCUGCCCCCCCGGCUACUUCGGCGUGCGGGGGCUGGAGGUCAACAGAUGCACGAGGUGCAGGUCUCCGAGCUGCGAGAGCUGCUUCAGCAGAGACUUCUGCAUGAAGUGCAAGGACAAGUUCUACCUGCACAAGGGCCAGUGCUUUCGGCAGUGCCCCCCCAGCACCACGGUGCAGCCCGGCACCCGCGAGUGCCAAGAAACGUGCGAGCCGGGCCCCUGGAGCGAGUGGAGCCCCUGCACCCACGAGAGCCGGACCUGCGGCUGCAAGUGGGGAGUGGAGACGAGGGUGCGGGAGGUGUCGGGGGCCCCCCGGGAGGAAGGAGCCGCCUGCCCCGCGCUGCUGGAGACACGGAAGUGCCGCAUGAGGAAGCACUGCCCAGGAGACAAAAACGAACCCAAAACUAAAGGCAAGAAGAGGCAGAAGAAGCCGAAGACAGAACCGGAGGCGGGUACUUAGCGGCUCCAGCACUGGAGCUGGGGCAGUGCGGUGGGAGCAGGGUGGGAGCUGUCGGAGCCCCUGGCCAGGGCUCCCACCGCGCUGCCCCAGCCGCAUCACCCCGGUUUUCCAUCCACAGCGCAAUUGCACAACCUCUUCUCCCUCCCUCUCCCCUUUUCUUUUGACACAAUUUAUGGCCUGUAAAACAUUUCCUUUUCAGAAAAUCUAA
Messenger RNA from Neopsephotus bourkii (Bourke's parrot), 1029 nucleotides. It is a transcript of the gene RSPO4, whose product is annotated as R-spondin 4. The coding region runs from base 192 to 821 and encodes 209 amino acids. The record is from RefSeq and is a predicted model, not a curated record. Lineage: Eukaryota; Metazoa; Chordata; Aves; Psittaciformes; Psittacidae. The transcript is spliced from 6 exons.